This is a messenger RNA of Closterium sp. NIES-65, 4272 nucleotides long. The record is from the annotation of a GenBank genome assembly. Lineage: Eukaryota; Viridiplantae; Streptophyta; Zygnematophyceae; Desmidiales; Closteriaceae.
AUGCAGUCCAAGGACGAACCGCAGCUGUCGGAUCUCCUCCUCCCGUCAUCGCUACCAUUCAAGCGCGUGCAGCUGGAGGAGAAGUACCCGCGCGGGUCGCAGGUGCGCGGCGGGCGGCACUGGAAGCACCUGAAGCAGAUCCUGCAGCCGCACAACCUGAGCGACCUGCCGCCCGACGAAGCCAAUUACGUCACGAUCGAGGCGCCGCCAUCAAUGUACCCCGCUAAGAAGUACUGCGAUAUAACGGGGCUCGAGGCGCCCUACACGGACCCGCACAGCAAGCUGCGCUACGCCAACCCCGCCGCCUUCGCCAUCGCGCGCUCGCUCCCCCACCCGCACGCGCAGGCCUUCCUCGCGCUCAGAGGCGCGCAGACCAUCGUCAAGCCGACUGAGCGAUUCGCUGGGUCUCUCGGGCACUCUCCCUGCCACAGCCUCGCAUCUCCCUGCCGCCGCUACACUGCUGCGCGCUGGCGUGGCCUUGCUGCUCGAGCGGGUGGUGUUGCUACAAGCGGAGGAGGAGACAGCGUAGGAGAUGUGACUCUAACGGAUGUGAUAGAGUCGGGUGUGGGUGGGAUGGAAGGAGAGCGGAGGAGGGACGGGGUGGGGUAUGGUGAGGACAGGGUUGGGAGAGGGGGGGUGGGGACGGGGUCUGGUGAGAACAGGUUUGGGAACGGAAGCAGGGUGGGAAUGGAAUCUGACAUUCCCAAGGUUGUGUGGGAGCUCGAGCAGGAUACCAAAGACCUGCUGGAAUGGCCAAUCGUGUGCCGCCAAGUGGCGCGAUUCGCGGACACAGUAAUGGGGUACAGAGAGGCGGAGGAGGGGCGGCUGGCAGUGGGGCGAACGUGGGAGGAGAGCCAGGCGCUGCUGCUGCAGACGGAGGCAGCGCUGCUGCUGCCACGACGGCUGGACUUCAACGGUGCUGUGGACGUGGGAGGGUUGCUCGCACGGCUCCACCGUGCUGCUGCUGCUAGUGAUGUUGGUGAUGGUAUGGCCACGUCUUCUGGCAGUGAUAGUGAUGUUGACGGCAGUGACAGCGAUUCUGGUUCUGCGGACUCUAAUGGGAGCACCGCCAGUGCUGCCAGUGCUGCCACAGCUGCACCCCCCCCGGCCAUGACCAUAACCCCCUCGGAGCUUCUGUCAGUGGCAUCUCUCCUGCAAUCAGGCAUUGAUCUAGGGGCGGGCAUUGGGCUGGUCCCAGAUGAAUCUGGCAUUCUCUGCUCCUCCUCCUCCUCUUCCUCCUUCUCCACCUCCUCCUCCUCCACCUCCUCCUCCUCCACCUCCUCCUCCUCCUCCUCCUCCUCCUCCUCCUCCUCCUCCUCCUCCUCCUCCUCCUCCUCCUCCUCCUCCUCCUCCUCCCCCCCCCCAACCCCCUCGCAUCUCGCCCCUCUCACGGCCCUCCUCUCCUCUGCUGCCACGUGUCCUUAUCUCCUCCAUCGCAUCCGCACCGCCAUCAACCCCCGCCUCAAGUCCCUCGCUGACUCAGCAAGCGCUGAGCUGGCAGCCAUCCGCGCCGCCAGGCGGGACAACCGGCGCCAGCUGGACGAAGCAUUACAGAGAGCAGCGCGACGUGUUGUGGAGGGAGGGGGGAUGGAUGAGGCUCAGGUGAGUAGGAGGAGAGGGAGGGGGUGCGUGGCAGUGCGAGCAGGGAAGAAGAGUGCUGUAACACCGGGAGGGGUUACCUUAGAUGUUAGUAACACCGGCGCUACACUCUUUGUGGAGCCAGUAGAGGUUAUCGAGUUGAACAAUAACGAAGCAGAGCUGAGUGGGCAGGAGGCGGAGGAGGAGAGGCGGGUGCUGAGGGAAAUGGCUGAGCAGGUGGCGGAUUGUGCGCCGUUGAUUCGAGAUCUAGCGGACAGGAUCGUUGCACUGGACCUGGCAUGUGCCCGUGCAAGGCAUGCCCUGUGGAUGGAUGCCUCUCGUCCUGUCCUCCUUCCACCCACACACCGUCUCUCCCAUGGCCAUGGGGAUAACUUCUCAGGGGUAAAUACGCCUGGGGACAGUGAUACAGGGAGAAAUACCCUUGCAGGGAGAGAAUCCUACAAAAUCGAAUCUUACGUGGUUGAGAUUCGGGGGAUACAGCACCCAGUUCUGCUGGAGAUGCAUCUUGACGCCCUCAGUGCUGCUGCUCAGAAUAGGACGAGUAAAAGCACAGGUGCAGCAGACACCAACGCAGUAGCAGCAACAGGAGGAGGAGCAGAAGCAGCAGCAGCAGCAGCAGCAGCAGCAUCACCCCAGGCGACUCCCCCGGUGCCCAUAGACCUGCUGGUGCCAGCCGGCGUGGCAGUGGUGGUCAUCUCCGGCCCCAAUGCGGGCGGCAAGACCGCCGCCCUCAAGACCCUCGGGAUUGCCGCGCUCAUGGCCAAGGCAGGGCUUUUCCUGCCCCUGGCGGGGGGUGGUCAAGGGGAGGAGGCGGGCCAGGGCACGGGGGGAAGCGGAGAGGACGGGAAGGAGGCAGGGGAAGUGGAGAGUUGGGGAGCGAGGGGAGGAGGGAGAGGAGGGAGUGGGGGCGAGAGUGGGGGAAUAGGAGAAGCGAGCAGAGCAAAGGGGCGAGUGGCGGUGGUGCCAUGGUUUGACCGCGUGGUGGCGGACAUUGGAGAUGAGCAGUCGUUGGAGCAGAGCCUCUCCACCUUCAGCGCCCACAUGCGCCAAGUCUCCCGCAUCCUCCUCGCCUCCUCGCCUUCUUCCUCUCCUUCCUCGCUCCCCUCGCUCUCCCCGCCCUCCUCGCCCUCCUCGCCCUCCUCGCCCUCCUCUCCGUCUCCUUCUUCCUCCGCCUCCUCCUCCCCUUCCUCCUCGUCUCUCGUACUCCUGGACGAGGCGGGCAGUGGCACGGACCCAUCAGAGGGAGCAGCGCUAGCAGCGGCCAUUCUAAAGCACCUGGCGGGGUGCAACGGGCUCACUCUCGCCACCACCCACUACGCCGACCUCAAGAAGCUUAAGGCGGCCGAUUCCCGAUUCGAGAACGCCAGUGUGGCGUUCGACCCGGUCUCCCUGCGCCCGUCCUUCCACAUCCUCUGGGGUCUCCCCGGCACCUCCCACGCCCUCUCCCUCGCUGCCUCGCGCGGCCUGCCUCCUUCCCUCGUGGCUAGAGCCGCCAGGCUUGCCCGUGCUGCCACUUUGGAGGCAGGAGAAGAGGAGGACAGGCAAGCGGGGAAGAGUGAGACAGACGAUUAUGCUACCCUGGGAGGGGGGAGGGGAGAGGGUGAGGAGGUGGGAAUACUGGCAUCACUCAAGCAGCAGUGGCAGCGGAACGUGGAGGAUGCGAGAGAGGCAGCCGAGGCGAGGCAACAAGCAGAGGGACUCCUGAAAGACCUUCAGGCGCACUACACCAGCAGGAGCACCUCGCAGCAGGGCCAGCAGGAGCAGCCUCUGCAUGUGAGAGAGGUGCUGUGGAAGAGAAGGUAUCAGAGGGACGUUCAGGAGGAGGUUUUGGCAGCGAGGGAGGAGAUUUCCCGCGUUGUUGCCGCUUUCCAGGAAGCUUCCCUUGCUGGUGUCCCGGAGCGGGCGGCGACAGACCAGGCCUGUGCUGACGUGGCAGCGGUGGCUGCUUUGACUGGCCUCUCUCCCGAGGCUGAUUCUGCUUUAGGUUCGGAUGCUUCAGUUGGUUCCUCGGGGGGGGAUUUGGGAGGGGCUGACUGGGUUCCUGUUCUGGGAGAGCCUGUGUAUGUGAGGAGGUUCGGCACCAGUAUGCGUGGUACGGUGGUGGCAGUGGGCGGUGGUUCGGGAGAAGCCUCGGCAGAAACAGCAGCUGCUCGGUCUGUGAUGGUUCAACUGGGAAAUCUGCGAUUGCAAGUGCAGAGAGCAGACCUCCUUCCCGCCGCCGAUGGCGGUGGUGAUGGUGGACAGAGCAGGACAGAUGGAGAGGCAGGAAGGAGGGGGGGAACAGGAAGACUGUUUGGCAGUCAAUGGGAGCAAGAUGACGACAGCAACAGCAAUAGCAACACAAAUAAGUCUCGUGUCUCCAAGCGUGGCGGUCAGUUCCCCUCCCCGUCCUCCUCCUCUUCCUCCCCUCUGCCAGCAGUGAGAGAGGCAGCGGUACAGACAGCGCGAAACACAGUGGAUGUGAGGGGGCGGAGUGCAGAGGAUGCAUUAGCAGCGGUGGACCUAGCAGUGCAGUCCAGCCCGCCUGGUGCUGUGCUCUUCAUUGUGCAUGGGCUUGGCACGGGCGUGCUUCGGGCAGCUGUGCUGAAAUAUCUUUCGGGCAGCCCGCUGGUUUCGCGGCACGAGCCGGAAAGCAGGUUGAAUAUUGGGUGUACUAUUGUUUACAUUGGGUGA